CCUAUUUGUUCGUUGUAUCUUCCCUUGCCUUUUCCCUCCGCUGGCAUAGUCCGUCAGGUGUACUUUACUCCACUCGAGCUUUCUCGUGGGUCCCGGCCCCAGAUUCACAUCUCCACGCUGAUGUGCACCUCAUCUCCCCGCACUGCACACUUCGCUUCGUCAAACCUCUGACCACUGAAAACACACCUGAAACGACCCAUGUCGACCCUGUCACGGAUACCGGGCAUUGCUCAGCUCGCUGCCUUCUUGGCUGCAACGUUUUCCCUUCAGACUAAUCCCACCCUGCGCCGCUACAACGACGCCCUUGCCCAGACCUUUUAUCACCAUGGACGGUUGUGUGCGUCCAAUCAAGCAACGGUCAUGGUCCUUGUUAUUGUCUUUGUUGGCAUGAUAUCGUACCCGGGCAUUAUCACCUCCUACAACUCCUCAACCUAUGCCCGUCAAAGGUCUGCCUCGACAUCACCCUCCAGUCACAAUCUCUCGUUAUCUUCAUGGCCAGCCGUAGAGUAUCAAGGAACGUCAAUUGCACAACGCCGGCGUCGGCGUCAUGACCACGAAGGCGACUUGGAUACGUUCUGGACCCACAAGGUUAUUGCCCCGACAUGGACACAGGACCCAGAUUUUUUCAGCCGGAACCUCCCUUUUGCCGAUCCAUUACACUUUAUAGCGCCAGUUAUCAUCAACGCAACCAAUCUGUCCGCCAGUUUGGACACAUCUGAGGCUUUAUCGGAGAAUACUACCAAAGACAAAACCUCAACGACAACUUCACUUUUUGGACUCGAUUUGUUCGAAUUCGCCACGCAGAUCCGGCAACGUAUCGAAGCCAUCACUGUAGAUUACAACGCAGAUGAUGUAAUGCAUGUCGGCGUCGACAGAAGUGCGGGAUAUCAUAAGGAUCAGCAUAAAAUCCCACGGCUAGUCUCCAUCAAGAACAUCUGUAUCCUGGCAUCUUCGAAUCCAAUGGACGGACAGAGUGAGGGCGAUAGCGCCGAAUACCGAGCCGAUCAACGCAGUUGCUUGGUGCACUCUCCCCGACCUUAUACUGAGUACAAUCAUGAGGGUCGUGAUAAUCGAACUGACGUAUUGCCUUCAUUUUUGUUCGGGAGUGCUAAUUUUGAUGGAGAAGCAGCACAGGAACCACGGCCAACGUCCAUGGUUAUCGCAUAUUUCCUGCGAGGAGACCUGGGAGGAGAUGCGCAAAAGGAUGGUAAAAAGCACCAUAACGGCCGUUCAGCAGAGGAUACCGAGAGCUCGACAAAGGACGGAUUGGAUGUGAGGAGAGUAUGGCGCCUGGUCUUCGACAAGCUAAUGGCUGAUCUGCAGGCGGAGCGAUCGCAGCAGGACCCACCUAGUACUAACUCAGGGUCGCAUGGAUCGUUUUCAAUUGCAACCGAUGGUAUGGUAUCGACCGGAUCAACCAUUAUGGAUGGAGAGCGGAAUGCAGAUGCCAAUGAAGUCGACGGAGCUGCAGAGGCGGCGUCCCAUCCCUCGUUUAUGUUCAGAGUGGUUCCUGGUCCAGACGUAUCCCAGCGUGUAUCAAGACGCCUUGUCUCCGAGGCGAGCUCUCAGCCCCGUACAAACAUCUCUGCAGAAUACUGGCUUCUGGGAAUGGCCUACUUUGUAAUGUUCUUAUACAUCUCGCUUUCUGUCGGAAGGGUCGAUCUGGUCAAGUCAAAGUACGGUCUUGGCUUUGCAGCUGUCACCACGGUCUUUGUAUCAUUGCUUAUGUCGAUUGGUCUUUGUUCUGUUUUUGGAGUGACAUUGACACUCAUGCCUUGGGAGAUAUUGCCGUUCAUGAUCAUCGUUGUAGGUGUCGAGAAUAUCAACAUUUUGGUGCACGCCGUCGUGGAAACAUCAAUGGAUCUGCCUGUUAGGGAACGAGUAGGUCGUGGGCUUGGCACAGUCGGUGUCUCCAUCACGCUGACUUUGGUGGCGGAGCUCUGCCUGCUUGUGAUCGGUGCUAUGACAACAAUCCCGGCUGUACAGGAGUUUUGUACGUUCGCCAUUGCUGCCGUUACCAUGGACUAUCUUCUGCAAAUGACAUUCUUCAUUACCGUAAUCUCUAUCGACAUCCGGCGCUUGGAACUCUCUGACCUGGGUGCUCGACCAGCAGCACCAUAUCCGCGUCACCCUUUCGGCCCGCGGCAUCCAUCUGCAAAGAGUGGGCUCAUGGCUAGCGGAAUAGAGAUGUUAAGAUUCGAAGGAGCAUAUGCAGCUAGCGGACUAUCCUCUUACGAGGACGAGCGAACUCGACACAGGAGAAAUGACAGUACGCAUUCGCAUUACAGUGAUGAAGAGACAGGAUCGAGAGAGAAGCGCACCAAAAAGAACCCAAAAGGCCGCAUCUUCACCUCCAUUAUCAUGGUUGGAGUUAUGGCAUACCUCGGUUAUAUUUACGGCACUACCAAUCAAUCUAUUGUUGGGAAUCAGGAGCCUGUCAUUGUAUCAUAUUGGAACAUCAUACAGAAAGACACUGCAUCAGAGUUUUGGUCGUUAGUAGAUCCAGGCCACACAGGAGGAUACCUGGAAAUCGAAACGCCUGUUGUCGUGACUCUGCUAAAGCCUUCGAGCGAGAGUCACUAUGCGACUUGUGACGGCUUGCCAGAUCUUACGGAGAUUGACGAUUGCGAACCUGAUCAAGGCAGUACCUCAAGCUUGCAGGGAGGCGUAGGGUUUGAUUCAUCGGUGGUUGCAGAGGGGCAGCUAGAUCCACGUCGACCAUUCAAACUUGUACGCGACGCCUUGGUUUUCAUCUGCUUGUUCGCUGUCUGGCUUGUCCGUGUGUUUGUGAUCCCGUCGAUCAUUUUGGCGGCCGCGAUUCUACUACUGCUUUCUUACUUGCUGAGCCCUCAACGCAAGCUAUUGGUCGACUUACAGUGGAGGUUCCCGUUUAUUGUAUUACCCGGCGAUUAUCAAUCCAAGCGCAAACUGAUGAUGGAAGAGCUACUGGCGCAGGAGGCACGGGAGUUGGGUCAGGAUGCAGGACCUUGCACGCCACUACCAGGAGCUGUUGAAACCUUAUUCCAGAAUGGCCACAAAACCGAUAUCGACCAAAUGGAUAUUUCGGCAGAUGGAGGGCUCAUAUUGUCAUCAAGCAUGGACGGGUCGAUUCUGCUAUGGAGUGGGGAGGCUGGUAGUGGACAGGACAUACCGCUCGCGCGACUGGAAGAAAGAGCUCGAGGGGACAGAUCUUCGUCCAGGAACUCGAAAAGUCGACUAGCGAAACUUCUAAAGCUGGACCCUCUCGGCAACUUUGUUGUUGCAGGCUUUGGAGAUGGAGAUGUUCACGUCUGGGGAUUGAAAACCAUUUCACACUCGUCCUGCGCUUCGUGGUCAGCGCCUAUAUUGAGUUCAGAAAGGGAACUGGUGCGGAGGACAGAGUCAACCACGGAUGUUUCGAAACUGAGGGCAAGCAGUGUUUGUUUCUGGGAGUCUUCAGUGACCAAGGAUACAGUAUCAUCAUCGGGACCCAAUACCUCGCUACUAGUAGGUUACCGCGAUGGCCAAAUAUGGAACUGGAAUCUCCUCACAGGCGAAGGUCGAUGUAUCAUCGAUUCGAAGGUACGAGGCGGAAUAUCGAAGCUAGGAAUUAUAGAAUUAGAUCUGAAAAUCAGGCAGGAGCUGGGCUUGAGAUGCAGGACGUAUCUGGUGGUUGCUGGUAAGGAUGGGAGUAUACAGUGUUGGAGCAUCGCCAGCCCUGGUUCGCACCAUGACGCCUGGACAUUAUUAUGGAGCAAUACUGGACUUGGACAAGGAAUCGGCAUAUCAGUGUUGUCAUGGGACGCAGAGGUGCCCAUGGUUGCUACCGGGUACUCGAAUGGUGCAAUCAAUGUGUGGGAUCUUGAGCAAGGAAAUCUUAUUUGGACGUUGUCCCGUGGACUGCUUGCGAGUGCUAGGUCGGCCGGAUCAAACACAACGAGAUAUUUGGAUAGGAGGCAUUCACAGGCAGAUAAUCACCAACCUUCCCACCAAGGCGCCAUUACAAAGCUCUGUUUCCAUGCGCUGGAGCUCGAGGACGGCCUAACCGGAGAACCUGCUCCUCGCGUCUGGUUGGUUAUUUCCAGUAGCACGGAUGAGACGGUCAUGGUAUGGAUUGUGGAGUGGGAGGGACUGAUGUGCAUGUCAACGCCGCUGGACCAUUCUUCGCGACAGAAAACCGAUCCCAGUGGAAGGCGAGUCAGUGAAUCCCGUGAUACGCAAGCUAUCCCUCAAAUAUCACUAAACAACCAGGAACGACCGGGCCGUUUGCGACACUCAAGAUCGUUCGGACCAGGAGAACCUUGGGUCAACAAUCUUAAUGGUGUUGGAAACGCGAAUUUUCUGGGCACAUUAAGCUCGUCUUUACCCGCACCGAGGCUCGUGGGAUUCAUGAAGCAGCGAGGUGGCAAAAGCAUGACUGUCAGCAACUCUUGUUUAUAUGGUGUACGCCGAACAGAGUCUACGACAACACUCGCCAGCGAACAUGGGGGCGUUCCUAAGCAGUCCCAUGCCUCUAUUUUAGAUGUCAUGGGCCCCGCCUCCAAUGUCAUCAGAAGUAGGAGAAAGAGCGACUCUCAUGGGUUGACAUAUCCAGCGACGUCUCACGAUCAAGCGGUUACAAGUAGCGGUCCAAUGAAACGAGGCUGGGAACUCUGGGAGGCAGACCUCUACCAAUGUAUCUUCAGAAAUCCUGGAGUGUGGGGUCUAGACUUGACAGUCAGAGCAGUCGACCUUCAGCCUCACCAGCCAACCCGGAACCGUCGUCUCGCACCACAGGGCUCGGAUCAAACUUUGAGCGAGUCAGGAUCGAUUAUUAUCAACUCGAACGGAUCUGCCAUAGCAGUUCCAAUUCCAGUGGCCCAGAAUCCGUCAAGCUUGGCGGGUCAUGAAGUAAUGCGCCCAAAACUGCAGCGGAAGCCUGGAUCGUUUACGCAACAUAUGCCUGGCCAGCGAGGGUACAUGUACACUGCAGGACUCGCCAUGGCCAGCCAGCCGCAACCUCAGCAAUUGUCUGGACACACUCUGUUUCCAACCCAGUCUGGGAAGGCAGGAUACUGGGGCGACAGUCGGAUGGACAGUCAGCAGCAGGAUGGGCUGGAGAACGCCGAGGACCUCUUGCUACCAUUUGUGGAAACCAGGCUCAUACACGCCCUUUCGAGACGAACGAAUAUGCAGCAGCAACCGGGUUUAUCGCAACGUGGAGAUGAAUCUGGCGAUCAAGGAAAGGAGCCGGAAAUGAAGGAUAUUAUCGUGGGAUUCGGGAACUUUAUCAAGAUUGUUCGCCUGCAGGACGAGGAAGAUGAGGAAGAUGAGGAAGGAGGGCAUUUCUGAAGAGGUCCGUUUGGUUUUGUAUGGUUUUUGUUUUCGUAUUUUCUCCGUAGAUCGUCUUGAACACGCUCACUUGUUUGUACAAUAUUUUUUUUUUUUUUUUUUCGCUUUCAACG
This is a messenger RNA of Gamsiella multidivaricata, 5423 nucleotides long. RefSeq lists its product as uncharacterized. The record is from RefSeq and is a predicted model, not a curated record. Gene Ontology annotation, cellular component: Golgi membrane; endoplasmic reticulum membrane. Gene Ontology annotation, biological process: SREBP signaling pathway. Gene Ontology annotation, molecular function: sterol binding; protein binding. Lineage: Eukaryota; Fungi; Mortierellomycota; Mortierellomycetes; Mortierellales; Mortierellaceae. Bases 199 to 5310 code for a protein of 1703 amino acids. The transcript is spliced from 4 exons.